Molecule: messenger RNA, 2471 nt
Organism: Thecamonas trahens ATCC 50062
Lineage: Eukaryota; Apusomonadida; Apusomonadidae
Product: CAMK/CAMKL protein kinase
Exons: 1
Coding region: 1-2454 (817 amino acids)
Biological process (GO): protein phosphorylation; regulation of DNA-templated transcription; intracellular signal transduction
Cellular component (GO): cytoplasm
Molecular function (GO): ATP binding; protein serine/threonine kinase activity
Source: RefSeq, a predicted model, not a curated record
AUGUCUGUCUCGGGACAGACGCCACAGAUCGGCUCGAGCGUUGCCUCGCCAAACUCGACCUCGCCGGUCACCAUGGGCUCGGUCGGUACAGCCGGCACCAGCUCACCCUCAUCAUCAUCGGUGUGCCCGGCAAAGCGUGCCCCGUCCGAAGACACCAUCGCUAGCAUCCACUCGGAAGACGUGAAGCGGUCCAAGGGCAAUGACUCUGGUGGCUACAGUGGUCGUGCCACCGCAGCUCCGGCGUCAGCCACCGCUGCCAGUAGUGGCGGGUGCCCGGUGGCUGGGCAUGGUGGCAUGCCCGUCUCGCCGCCGCUUGAGCCCGAGGCUGGAGCUGCGUGUGCCGCUGGUGCGAGCAAGCAGCGGUCGCGCCGCCGGCAUCACAAGAAGAAAAAGUCGCACAACUCGGUCUCACGGCGGGUGGCCAAGUCGCGCGCGGCAGCCAUGAGCAUCUCCAAGACCAUGACCAUCCAGCAAGGCUUCCAGGGCGUCAUCACUGCCACGUCCGACUCGAUCAUCCGGUCGGCGAACCCGUACGCGGCGCGGAUGUUUGGCUGGAAGUCGGACGAGCUUGCAGGCGAGCGGCUCGAGGUGUUGAUGCCGGUGCAUUUUGCCGAGCAGCACCACACUUUUAUCCGUCGCCACGAAGAGCGCGGCGCGAACCGAGCCAUUGGCAUCACUCGCCGGGUCGAGGGUCUGCACCUCAAGGGCCACACGUUCAACAUGCUGCUGCAUGUCACCGAGCUGACAACCACAGAGGGCGCCCCGCUGUAUGUGGCGCUUGUCGAGCAUGACGACACGCCGACGGGCCACACCGUCAUCGACACCUCGGGUAUCAUCACCUACGUCAACAACUCGAUGACCGACAUCUUUGGCUACUCCAAGCUCGAGCUUGAGGGCUUCAACGUCAAGAAGCUCAUGCCCGAGCCGUACUCGUCGGCCCACGACGGUUUCCUGACCUCCUACAUCGAGACCGGCGUCAAGAAAGUGCUCGACAAAGUCCGCCACGUCCCCGGUCUCCACAAGAACGGUCUGCUCUUCCCCAUCUCGCUCCGUGUCAAGGAGCUGCGGACCGAUGACGGCCAGCGGUUUGAGGCUCUCAUUGACCGUGUCGAAGACAUGGAGUGUAUGAUGACUUUUGACUCGUCGGGCAUAAUCAAGUCGGUCACCCCCUCGUUCCGACUCAUGUACGGCUACGAGUCACGCGAGCUCGUCGGCCACCACGUCUCCAAACUCCUCGGCGACAUGCGGUCGUACGAGAUGUCGACUGCAAGCUUCGAGGCCAUGGCCAAGAGUCUCGCCGAGUUUGAGUCGGAGAUGCAACGACUCAAGCUCGGCUCGCGCCGGCUCGUCUCGUAUCACAAGGACGGCUCCGAGUUUGUUGUCUGCCUCACCAUCGACGACUACUUUCCGCUUGAGCUCGUCCGCUCGAGCUCGAGCUCGGCCGACUCGCACGUCGACUCGCUGGCCUCGGCCGGGGGCGAGGCCUCUGACCGCUCCGUAGCCUCGGUCGACCGCUCCACCCGCAUGUUCUCCGCCUUUUUCACACCUUGGAUCGAUCCAGCCGACGUCCGCUCCGGCGGAGAGUCGCCGUCGUCGUCGUCGCCGCCCGACGCCAACGACGUUUGGCGUGCCGCAGGCGAGGAAGCGACCAUCGAGGUCUCGCACCCGGCGCUCGCCAAGUACUCGUUCUCGCGCCUGCUCGGCAAGGGCUCGUCCGGCGAAGUCCGCCUCGCCACUGUCAAGGCCACCGGUGAGCUCCGCGCCAUCAAGAUUGUGCGGACCGACAAGCUCGAGCCCGACUCGAUCGACCUCAUCCGCCUCCACAACGAAAUUGCCCUGCUCAAAGUGUGCGACCAUGAGAACGUUGUCAAGCUCUUUGACGUGGUCGAGACCGAGACAAGGCUCUACCUCGUCAUGGAGUACAUCGACGGCUCGGACCUCGUCCACCUUUGGCACUACGACAACCCACUCGAGCCCGGCCUGACCGAGGACGAAGCCCGUAGAUUGCUCAUCCCCAUCGUCCAGGCCAUCCACUAUCUGCACCGCAACAACAUUGUCCACCGCGACAUCAAGCUCGACAACGUCAUGGUCAACUCGGCCGGCGACGUCAAACUCGUCGACUUUGGCUUUGCCACCACCAUCGAGUCCGGCCAGCUCCUCUCGUCGUGGUGUGGCACGCCGUUCUACGCCUCCCCGGCAUGCUUCCUCCACACGCCCUACGACCAGCGCGCCGACAUCUGGUCGCUCGGCGUCCUCCUCUACCUCUUGAUGGAGGGCCAGAUGCCUUUCGAGACCCCGCAGGCCAUCGUCGCCGGCUCGUACUACCUCCCGCCCAAGUGGUCACCCGCCCUCCGCGACCUCAUGUCCAACAUGCUUGUCGUCAAUGAGGCCCACCGGUUCACCAUCUCGGACGUCGCCCUCCAUCCCUGGCUGCGCGGACAGUCCACACUGUAAAUCUUUAAGCUCUCUUG